Podarcis lilfordi (Lilford's wall lizard) is the source of this 1758-nucleotide messenger RNA. Lineage: Eukaryota; Metazoa; Chordata; Lepidosauria; Squamata; Lacertidae. The record is from the annotation of a GenBank genome assembly.
AUGGUUGGAAGGUAUUCUCGAAGCUACCAGCAUGAGUCUGACCAAACUGCGGGAGGCAGUGGAAGACAGAAGUGCCUGGCGUGCUCUGGUCCAGGGGGGCACGAAGAGUCGGACACGACUAAACAACUAAACAACAACAACCUUAAGCACCCGCCACCCAAAGAACAAGAAAGCUAUCUGUGCAUCUCCUUUCCCUCCAGCCUUCCCAAGGAUGGGCUCUGGGAACACCCGGCCUCAGCAAACCCAUCAGUGGAGUCCAUUGCUUCCCUCAAGGGAGGGGUGCUGUGUAUGGGACUGUAUGCCUCAGGGAUUAUGGAUGCAGGGGGAGCCUGGAUUCCCCUCUUCCAGAGGAGUCAUCAGCCCUUGGAUCCAAGGAAAUGGGUCAAACCAUUGAAUUUUGGCGAUUAUUUGAUUCUGUAUUGGAUAGUCAGAGGAAACAGUAAGCUACAAUUAUCUUACUGUUGCUACAAUCCCCUAACUGCUACAAUUUUAUAGACUGCUUUUCUGAGAUUCUUUGUUGUUGUGUAUGUCUGGUGCCUGUGUCAAUGGUCAUUGUCCUGGCCUUAGUUAGAGGCUGUGGUGGGGGCUUGGGAUUUUGGGGGAGUUGUUUAACUGCCCCCCUUCCUGGUUUUAACAGUCCAAAGUGGUGUUUGGGGGGAAGAACAGCAAGCAGCCCCAGGCCCACAUUUGCUGUGAUUUAUCCUUCAUGCAUGGCUUACAUCACAGGUAGGCAAACUAAGACCCAGGGGCUGGAUCUGGCCCAAUCGCCUUCUGAAUCCGGCCCACGGACGGUCCGGGAAUCAGAGUGCUUUUACUUGAGUAGUAGAAUGUGUCCUUUUAUUUAAAAUGCAUCUCUGGGUUAUUUGUGGGGCAACAACUUAAAGGAAAUCAUUAAAAGGGUAAGAAAAAAGCAUUAAACAACUAAGAAAAGUUCAGUUGACCAUUCCAGGACUAGCACACAGGAAAGUUUUUCUCCCUAUCUCCAAACACUAGAAGGCCCAUGAAGCUGAAUGUGGGGAGAUUCAGGACGUAUAAAAGGUUCACGCAGCCCAGAGUUACUGGGACCCCCUCCCAAUGGAGGAGGGGGCUAUCGAGGGCAGCCAUGAUUCGGAAUCCCAGCUGAUGGAAACGACAGGAGGUGGGAGCAUAGCUGUCAACUUUUCCCUUUUCUUGCGGGGAAUCCUAUUCAGAAUAAGGGAAUAUCCCUUAAAAAAAGGGAAACUGUUAUGUACUGAGUUGAAUAGGAUCCCAAAUGCAGCAGUCUGACUGGUCCUAGAACAAUAGGAUCCAGAAUGCAGCAGUCUGAUUGGUCCACAGGAGCCACCCAAUCCAGCUCCAGUGAAUCCGGAACCUGAUUGGCCUACAGGAGAAUCCCGGAAUUAGCCAAUCACGUGGGGCCCAUUGUGUAAAUAAUGUAUAUAAAGCAGACAUCUUGGGGGAACUUCCAUUCCUCACCACUAUGAGCUGAAUAAAGAGCAUGAAAUCCACACUCAACUCUUGAGUAUAUUUCAGAAACGUUGACAGCUAUGGGUGGGAGCGAUCUUGUGCUCAGAUCCUGCUUGCAUUGGGGUCCAUGGGGACAUCUGGUUGUCCCCUGUGAGAGCAGGAUCCUGGAUUAGAUGGGCCCCAGGCCUGAUCCUGUAGCCUCUGCUUAUUAGGAAAUGGGCUCAAUAGCAGGAGAAAUAUUAAGACCUGAGAAUGACUCUACUCUCCGUUUCCCCCAAAGGACACAUCAUUAAAAGACUUACUGCAUUUUAA